Elephantulus edwardii (Cape elephant shrew) is the source of this 399-nucleotide messenger RNA. Its product is annotated as 60S ribosomal protein L36-like. NCBI's taxonomy places the organism in Eukaryota, Metazoa, Chordata, Mammalia, Macroscelidea, Macroscelididae. Gene Ontology annotation, cellular component: cytosolic large ribosomal subunit; ribosome. The transcript is spliced from 2 exons. Gene Ontology annotation, biological process: cytoplasmic translation. The record is from RefSeq and is a predicted model, not a curated record. Gene Ontology annotation, molecular function: structural constituent of ribosome. Bases 1 to 399 code for a protein of 132 amino acids.
AUGUCGCCCUUCCCCAAGGCCCUCCAACUCGGCAGAGGUGGCCUCGAGCCGGAGGCUGUUCCUACCCCCUCGAGGUGCAGCAGCCAUGGCUAUUGCUACCCUGUGGCAGUGGACUUCAACAAGGGCCACAAAGUCACCAAGAACGUGAACAAGCCGAGGCCCAGCCGCCGCUGUGGACGCCUCACCAAGCACACGAAGUUUAUCGGGAACAUGAUCCAGGAGGUGCGUGACUUCGCACCUUACGAGCAUCGCGCCAUGGAGCUGCUCAGGGUCUCCAAGGACAAGCGGGCCCUCAAGUUCAUCAAGAAAUGGGUGGGGACACACAUCCGCGCCAAGAGGAAGCAAGAACUCAGCAAUGUUCUGGCCGCCAUGAGGAAGGCGGCUGCCAGGAAGGACUGA